ACGUAGUAUAUUACUUACUCUAUGGUGGUAGGUCGCUGUUCGUUGUAUAGUCGCGAUAUCUGAAUUUAUUCAUAAUUUUCUAAAUUAAACGCGGUAAAAAAAAGGUUUUACUAAUAAUUUCAUAUAUCAUUUGCGUAACCAUUGGGCAAGGAAAAAAUGAGUGUAUAGUGAUUUGAUAACGUGAUAGUGCAGUUUUGGAGGUAAAAUGCCCGCUUCCAUUUGCGACCCAGUAACAAGCGCAUUACGUUUAUCUUUGACUCCAGAUGAAUCGCAGAGCUCCUCUAUGCUAGAUGGUAGAUUAUAUUCUUCGGCGAAAAGUGUAUUAUUGUCUAAGAUUGAAUUUGAAGAAUCUGGUGAUUUCCAAGGGACUGUUCUCGACGUACUAAAGUCAAAGUACGUGGUGAUUCGACCUAAAAAACCAGUGCAUGAUAGCAAAAUUGUUAAAAAGGAAGGUGUUUCUGGUAUUCAAAGAUUCGCGUGUAGAAUUAUCGAGGAUGGAUUGCCAAAACCAAAUCGUGUACUGUACCCCUUUGAGAAAGUGCAAACAGGAUGGCAAUGUCCCUGGGCUGCUGGGGCUGGUAUGCAGAAUGUUGGCAAUACUUGCUACCUGAACUCCACAUUGCAAGCUUUGUACCAUGUUCCUGCUUUUGCAAAUUGGCUUGUUUCUGAAUCUUCUCAUGCUGACAAAUGUAACCAACAAGAAGCUUGUGUGAUAUGUGGUAUGCAAGCAACAUUAAUGGCUACUCAAAAAAGUGGUGGAGCUCCAAUUAAGCCUUGGCAGGUUUACUCUAAGCUGCGUCUAAUCUGCAGACACCUUACACCUGGUCGACAAGAAGAUGCUCAUGAGUUUCUUAGGUAUCUUGUUGAAGCCAUGGAAAAAUGCUAUUUGCUCCGGUUUGUGAAUUCUGAUAAACUGGAUCAGUACAGUAAGGAAACUACACCUUUGAAUCAAAUCUUAGGGGGAUACCUUAGAUCUACAGUGAGAUGUCUUGCCUGCCAACAUCUGUCUACCACUUAUCAGCAUUUUCAAGAUUUGUUGUUGGAUAUAAGGAAACAUUCUACAUUAGAUGAAGCACUUGACUCAUUUUUUUCUCGAGAAAGACUGGAAGAUUUGGGCUAUAAGUGUGAAGCAUGUAACAAAAAGGUAUCUGCAACUAAACAGUUCUUUAUUGAACGUGCGCCGAUGGUACUGUGCAUUGCCUUGAAGAGGUUCUCCUUAGUAGGAGGUAAACUUUCAAAACAUGUACAGUUCCGUAAGAAAAUAUCUUUGAACAAAUACAUGUUCCACAAAAACACGCAUCAACAAUUGUCUUAUAAAUUAGUAAGUUUGGUAACUCACCUGGGACCGUCUCAAAAUUGUGGCCACUACACAGCUAUAGGACAGGCACCGAAUGGGAACUACUAUCAGUUUGACGAUAGUUGUGUUCGACCUCUGCCUCUAUCAGCUGUAUUGGGUACAAAUGCAUAUAUAAUGUUUUUUGAAAAAGAUAAUACCACAGAUGAACCAUCUGCAUCCACACCUUCUUCUUCAAGUGUAGUCUAUGGACCGCAGUUACCUGAAAAUAUACUCAAUCGAGAAAAAAGCCCCCUUAAGUUAACAUUUUACAGAAAUGAUGAGAGGAAACCAGGUUUUCUCAGCAGUACCUCAACAGAUGCUACCAAAUCAGAAACUAAGCCUAUCAUAUUAAAUAGCACAUUGAGUAAAUCAACAGACUUAUGUCACGCUAACUCUGAACCAUGGGUUGUGAAGCAAAACGGCGAGGUUGAAAAAGUAGUUCAACCACCGAAGAUUUUGAAUGGUGUUGAUAAAACCUUUAAAGUUGAAGAUGACAAGAAAAUAAGCUUUGUGAUAAAAAAGCAAAAUGGUGAAGAGUGUCAUGUGAAACCUAAAUUGUCUAAAAGUGAAUCUGAUCUCAGAUUAAUGAUUACAAAUACAAAGGUAUUAGAGAAGUCUGCAUCUACUAGUAAAUUGGUAAAAACUUCUAAGUCACCUUUGGAAAAAUUAGAGGAGCAAAUGAACAAGAAUGACUUGUCAAAUCAUUCUGUGCGAAAUGGUUCCUCAAGUUCCAGAUUAGUUCCUUACGAUUCUGAGUCUAGUGGAGACGAAAGGACCGAAAGAUUGAGCGACGAAGUUGCUAAGAGAUCAACUCUCAAAGAUGACUUGCGCAAAACCAAGCCAAGUCGCUGUGAGUCUCCACAGGGACUCAUUGUCACCACUAAGAGUAUGCAUCAUGCAUGGACAGUCUCCAGCGAAAAGAGCGGACCUUUGCUCAGUCCCAGCCUAAAUGGUGACACAAAUAAGAAGCUUAAAGAGAAGGAGGAAAAAGAGCAGCAAGAACAGAACGAGCACAGUCCCAACACGAGCGUGAGCAGCAUGUCGCCGCUGAGCGACCGCAGUUCGCCGCCCGCCGCCGCGCCCAGCCCCGCGCCGGCGCCCGCGCCCGCGCCGGCCGGCGUGCUGGCGGGCGCGGAGACGGUGCGCCACCUGCAGACGCUGUCGCACCGCGGCUACGGCGCGCCCGUCGCCUCCUGGAACGGCAACCACAGUGCUCUCUCCAGACAGGUGUUUGAGGAGCGUCGCGAGGAGCGCAAGCGCGCGCUGGAUGCGAGUGACGAGAUGGACCGGGGCCGCACCAAGAAACUAAAGAAGUUUCACCAUUACAACAGGUUCAACAACAACAGGAAUGGCUAUAAUCCUUUCCAGGAAAAACAAAAUAAAAUUCACUGGGGAGCGAACUUCAAAUACCGAUGCGACAGGCGUGCCCAUCACUUCAACAAGCAUCACAAUAACAAAUACAAGCGAUUUAACAGGUACAGUAACGGUCACCACUACCCGAGGCACCAUUGACGGCGGCUUUUGCGAGUCCGCUCAAUUGUGAAUAUAGCUAGUAUAUGGACUUAAUUCCUAGUUUAGCGAUGUAAAAAUUCCCUGAUAGAUAAAACAGUUACUAUUUUUAAUGAACAUUGUUCCGCUGACGCCCUGGUUUGUCGAGGUUCAGCAUGAGUAUUAUAAAACAUGUCAACAUGCAGACGUUAACAUUUCCGAAGAGUUCGAUACCAUUUACUGCCAGUGUAUGCCUUUUCAAUAUGGUUAAGACAACACCACUAAAUAUUCACUCAUUAUUGCUGUUUGUAUUUUACUCCAAAUUAUUCUUACACUAGACCUAGAGAGUUAUUCGAUAAGUUUUUAUGUGACAUUUUCUGGCUAGUAAUGUUUUUUUGACGCUGCCUCCGCACGUUAGCCCCCAUGCUUAUCCAAUGAGUGGAUCAAGAAAUUAUUAUUGUUCCUAAUACUGGCGCGAGCAUUAAGAGUUGGCCGUCGCCUGUCGGUUUUAUUAAAGGCUCUAUUAUUAUAUCUAACGGCAGCACUCACGAUCUGUCCACACGUUGUCGCUAACUUCAGUCUGGUGGUAACAGGCAUUGAGUGUGUACUUAUUGUAGAUAUUAUAUUAGUCUGCAUUGCACGAGUAUAUAAUCCGCAUAUCUAAAUAAAAAAAUUAGAGCAAAUUCAAUUUCUGUAUCGGAGACUCAUGUUGGCUAGGACGGGACAGAACUAGUAUAAUAGCCAACGUGUAGAUGCCUGACCAAUUUAACCAAACAACAUUGCAUGAGCUUUGGGUCCUUGUGGAGCCAGCAUUAUGGAAAACAUCGACCAACAUACAAUUUGACAUAUUAUAUGUUUCUAAAUAUAAAGUACAAAAUUGGAUUAAUUAAUUUUAUUAGCAUUGUGUUUUCGAAUAUGCAUUUAAUAAAAUAAAAAUAUAGAAUAUAUUUUGAAAUGUAUAAUCUUUCCCGAUGACAACAUAAGACCCAUAGUUUUAACACAACCUAUAAAUUAUCACUUUCUGAUCAGGGUAUACAGUUGUGUGAAACAUACAUAUUAUGAAUCCUUAUAUGUAUAAUAUGUGUUCUGAAUAUUUGUGAUACGACUGCUGUAUAUGGUUUAUAAAAAUAUAGUCGCUACUUUGCGUUGUGAACUUUGGGCCGACACACUGUCGUGUGACAUUACGAAGGUGUCCGAUAAGUAAUAAUAAGUAGAAAAUUAUUAUAAUGUUCUUUACAUAAUAUACAUGGAACAUUAACUUGUAGACCACUUAUAAUAAAUCAUAAUCUAUUAAUAGACCGGAUUAUAUGCAAUUUAAAAACACCGGAAUAUGCAUGAAAGAUAUCAAAAUAUGCAACAUUAAUUAACGAAAAGAUACUAAUUAUUUAGUCUUCUUUCACUUAAAAUCAGAAUAAAAUUUGUACAUAUUAACAUAUUAUAACAUAAUAUUCAUAUUUAAAUAAACGAACACUGUAUUUUUAUUCAUCAUCAAACUAGAUUACUUUGGUAAGUAUUGUGUAUGCGGCAUAAAUAUCACGCUGAGAUGUCCGUGUCGGGCAAACGUGCUAAGCUCAAGCUUAUUUUCUGUGGCAAAAGUUCACUCGCCCCAAUAAUAGGAUGAGUUUUUAGCUAAAAAUUUCAAAUUCUAGGUUAUUUUUCAGCUUAGCAACUUCAUUAUCUUGGUUGGUAAUAUUUCACUUAUUGCUUGUUAUCCUAAAGAAGUAAUAUAAAUAUCGCCCAAUAUGGCGUAAAUAUGUACCAUGCGAAAAUUUAAGGCAUAUUUGCAAAGACCAGCCAAAUUGCAUAUAAUCCGGUUAUUAUUUUUAAUUAUUAUAAUUCUUCGUUGCGCCUUCCGUGUUUCUAUUAUAUGCAUUUUUUUAUUUCAACUAACAAAAAUUUAUCAUAAUUAUGAUAACGACCCAUAUUAUACGAAGUGGUAGAAUGUUAUGGAUUAUGUAAGAAUUUUUAUUAGACAGAACAUGUCACAUAAGUAGUGAUUAUUCUGCCUCAAUAUUUUCUUAUAAUUAUUAUUGAAUAUAAAUAACUACUUACCUCUAUUCUAUUUAUUUUAGCGCCAAGCAAUGAUGGAUUUUGAUUUAAGAUUGCUGUUUGUAUUAUUUGUUUCUGUUUUAGUUCUGAAAUAAUGGUAAACAUACUGACUGAAAUAUUAAGGAAGUUUAUUUCUACCAUAUUUUGGUAUAUAUAAUAUGAUGGUCUUGUAUGAAGGGUACUAAUGGUGGUAUGAAAUAGACUUAUUGGUGUCGAAUAAGCUGCAAAAAGUUUAUGGUCAUUACCACACACGAGUAACAUGUAAGCUAGGGUGUAGUUUGUAUGUUGUUUAGUUUUAACGACAAUAGCUUGCAAAUAGCACUUGCACAUGUCUAGUAUAAGUGAACGUUAAUAUACAAGCGCCCAAGGCCGGUACGUAUUGCAAUUCAGUUCUGAAUCGCAAACAUUUGAUAACAAUGCUUGCGCACUGUCUAUUGCAGUGCGGUUCGGUCCAUUGUGUGCGCUUACCCUUAGGUCACACUAAAUACUAUUUUGUUUUUUUUAUUAUUAAAGGAUUGUAUUCGGCGGCAAAAGUAUGCACCACCGAUUUUUUGAACAUGUUUGUUUCUAUAAACCUAGCGUCCAUUAUGACGGGCCGGGGCACGGUGGGCUGCACAGUGCUGCGCGCAGUAGUCGCGUCGCAGAUCCGCGCUCACAUGGAUGCACUACUGAACUAAAUAUAUAGGAGGCGGAUUCGUACGUUGCGACUCGACUGGACCCGCCUCGCUGGUGGACCUUUUAUAAAAGCCGUUAUUACAAAUACAAUAAUGAAGAUGAGUGAAUAAAGGUCAUAAUAUGUAAUUUGCUCAUAUAUUUUAUGCUAUUUAUAUCGUUACAACAUAAAAUGUUAAUAAAUCAUUACUUAAUAUCACCUUCAUCCACUGAUAUCUUCUAAGUUUUGCCACCUUGUUCGCCGUCUAUUGUUGUUUUUAUAUUCAUUAGACUAAGCAGCAGUCUGUUCUCGUAUGAUAUAACAGCAAAAGAUUAUGUUAUGUACAAUUUUAUUUGAACUAUUCAAUUUAUUGAUGCCUUUAUUUCGGAAAUAUUUAUUAUUAACGCAUGAAUUAGAUGGAUUGAAAAACUUUAUAUGUUAAAAGCGUGGUUGCCUGCUUUGUGUUGUAAAAGCGACAGAAAUAUUUGUCAGUAAAUAUAUAUAUAGGUGUAAUAAGUUGGAGUUAAAUGAAAAGGUUUAGGAAAAUAGUUGGAAUUUUAAAAAUAUUUACAUUGUAUUUCAAUAUAUAAAGCUUGGUAAACUUGUAAUAUGGAGUUCAAUAAGCAAUAUGCAUUUAAAUCAUGUUCAUAUUGCUUUGAUUUGUCAGAGGUAAAUAAAAGUCCAAGAAAAUGUUUAAA
Manduca sexta (tobacco hornworm) is the source of this 6223-nucleotide messenger RNA. RefSeq names its product ubiquitin carboxyl-terminal hydrolase 36 (gene scny). NCBI's taxonomy places the organism in Eukaryota, Metazoa, Arthropoda, Insecta, Lepidoptera, Sphingidae. Gene Ontology annotation, biological process: regulation of apoptotic process; protein deubiquitination. The record is from RefSeq and is a predicted model, not a curated record. Gene Ontology annotation, cellular component: cytosol; nucleus. Gene Ontology annotation, molecular function: cysteine-type endopeptidase activity; cysteine-type deubiquitinase activity. The transcript has 11 exons. The coding region runs from base 206 to 2848 and encodes 880 amino acids.